UACACUUGUCUAUCUUACUGUUGGGGAGAUCCCAACCCAUCAUGUCUCAUUGAAAUCGAUGAUAAAGCUUUCGCCAUCGGCCACAAUCUUUUCGACUUCCUUGCUGCCGCACGUAGAACAGCUGCCUGCGAUGACUCUCUUGCAACGGGGCCAUACUGGAUUGAUGCAUUGUGUAUCGAUCAGUCGAACGUAUCCGAGCGGAAUCACCAGGUUCGUCAGAUGGGGACGAUCUACGCUCAGGCAAUACAAGUGCACGUUUGGCUCGGCCCUGCGCUACCGGACAUUGCUGUGUCAAGAUCAAGGAAGCUGAGGUCUAGCUAUGAAAGACAGGACUUUUUGGACACCAAUAGCACAGACGAACUCUUGCAGCACGUCUCAGAGAACGUAUAUUGGACUCGCGCGUGGAUUGUACAAGAGCUGGUGCUUGCUCAGCAGGUAAUC
This is a messenger RNA of Alternaria alternata, 441 nucleotides long. Its product is annotated as heterokaryon incompatibility. Lineage: Eukaryota; Fungi; Ascomycota; Dothideomycetes; Pleosporales; Pleosporaceae. The record is from RefSeq and is a predicted model, not a curated record. The annotation marks the transcript as partial. The transcript has a single exon.